AUGAAUGCGAAACCUCUGGUCCAGAAUGCUUCGGCGGAAGCAAAUGUACAAAGGAAUGGGGAGGGUACACACCCCAACCAAAAUGCCCAAACCCCUAGAGAACGCGUGGAACCUGGUGGAUACAGGAGGAAAUACAGUAAGGGGCAGUACAAUAAUAGCCCCUUCACUAGUGAAAUAUUGAAUGCUCCUUUCCAGGAGGAUUUUGAUUCGGCACGCUUGUCGAAGUAUGAUAGAAGUCAAGACCCACAGGUCCACAUAGAUUCAUUUGACACGGACAUGUAUAUUCGAGGGAUUUAUGAGCCCCUUAUAUCUCGGAUAUCUGCUAUAACUUUGACUGGGGCUGCGCAGGCAUGGUUCUCAACCUUACCUGCCAACUCCAUUGGGUCUUUCGAGAAAUUUGGGGAGAAGUUCCUCUUGAAUUUCGCAACAAGCAAAAAACAUCCCAAAUCUGAAUUCGCACAUGGAAAGAUACGACAACAACCCAAAAAAACUCUCCAGAGGUACCUCAACCGGUUCAAGGAUGCUGCCUUGCAGGUGCCAGGUUUACAAGAAAAUAUCCACGUACAUCUCAUUGUGGAUGGCUUGGAUGGAGCAUCUAGACUAGCCAAGUCGGUCUAUAAAGACCCAGUAAGGACGUUGGAGGAAUUCAGGACUCGUUCGAAGAAGUACUUAGAACUCGAACAAAUGGAGAUAGCAAAUGCGCAAUCUGAGGAUGGUAAGAGAAUGAGCCCGAGAAGGAGGAACUCGGCCCUGAGAGAAAAAGAGUCGACCGGUAACAAAAAGAAAGACUCUAAUAGCAGAAUCCCGGAUGAUAGAGAUCGGGUUGGAAGAUAUGAGAAGUAUACAUCGUUGAAUGCCUCACGCUUUCAAAUUUGGAGGGAAGUGGCAAUGCCGGAGAUGAAGAAAGUAGAUAGACCUCGGUCCAUAAUAGAAAGAAAGACUCUAGUAGCAGAAUCCCGGAUGAUAGAGACCGGGUUGGAAGAUAUUAGAAAUGCUGUGGAGAAAUUUGUUAGAGAAGGGAAACUGCGCCAGUAUGUGAUCAAAACUCAGGGUUCCAAAAAUAACAAAAGAAAGUCUGGAAACCGGAAGAGGAGCAAGAGUCCAGUACCUGAGAAGAAAAAGAAAAAGGAAAGGAACCAGAAAGAUGAUUCCAAUAACGAUGAAUUCCCGGGAGCUGAGUUCGAUUGUAACAUGAUCAGUGGAGCUCUUGGAGGAGGAGGAGACACUGUAAGUGCUAGGCGAAAGUAUUUAAAAGAAGUGCUUUCAAUCUGGGAUCAUCCUAAAUUCAAGGAGGACCCCAGCAAACCAGACCCUCCUCUACUCCAUUUCACAAAGGAAGAUAUGCAAGGUGUUUUGCCAGGGCAUGUAGAUGGGUUAGUCGUCACUGGAAUCCUGGUGAACUUCUGGGUUAAAAAGAUCUUCAUAGAUGCAGGAAGCAGUGCUGACAUUAUAUUAUGGGGCGCCUUCAAAAAGAUGAACCUUGAUGAAAAGGACCUCAAACCCUGCAAGACAACCUUAAUAGCUUUUAAUGGAGAAAAUACACCUCCUAAAGGCUAUAUAGAUAUCAGGUUAACCGUGGGAAAGAAGAAAGCGUUCAAAUCAGAACGGGUGAGACUCAUAGUGGCUGACUUCCCAUUUAAAUACAACAUCAUUCUGGGGAAGCCAACCAUACAUAAAUGGGACAUGCUGGUCUCCACAAAGCAUCAGAAGAUAAAAUGGUAA
Gastrolobium bilobum is the source of this 1722-nucleotide messenger RNA. RefSeq lists its product as uncharacterized. The record is from RefSeq and is a predicted model, not a curated record. Bases 1 to 1722 code for a protein of 573 amino acids. The transcript has 2 exons. Lineage: Eukaryota; Viridiplantae; Streptophyta; Magnoliopsida; Fabales; Fabaceae.